Molecule: messenger RNA, 921 nt
Organism: Drosophila hydei
Lineage: Eukaryota; Metazoa; Arthropoda; Insecta; Diptera; Drosophilidae
Exons: 2
Coding region: 56-616 (186 amino acids)
Source: RefSeq, a predicted model, not a curated record
UGUUGUACAGAGCAUAUUGGAUGCACAUGUAAAAUACUUUGAGCACGAUGCGUCCAUGAAGCGAUCGGAUGACUUUAAACAGAAUGAGGAAAAGCAGGCCCAGAAACGGAAGAAGAAAGUUAAGCAUACUCAUUCAGCGAUUCAUCGAAAUCGCGAAAAGCGGAAGGUAAGCGUUGAACGUUUGUUUUAUGCGCCGCGCCGCACUUGCCGUCAACGUCAAGCGGAUGAAGAAUGUGCCCCGUGUGAGCUCCCAGGCGAGCCAAAGACAGAUGUUUGCUGUAAAUGUGGCAUCGAAUUGACGCCUCUGCCACAAAGCGAACCAACGAGCAACAUUGAUCUCGGCCUGCCAACGGAGACGCUGGAUGCCUGUGUACGCAAUGAGCAGGUGUUGCAGGCCGUCACAAAUAUUUGUGAGAUGUGCAGCUUAGUGCAUAAGCCGCACACGCUGUGCCCCACGUUCGACACUAUUGGCGAUGGCACCAACAAGUUCCAGCAGCAGUUGCAUCUCAUCAAGCACCAUGCGCGCUGCCGGCUACCGGAAAGAUGCAACUGCUGCUGCAGCUAUUGCUGCCAACCAGCCGCUAAGCAUUGCAGAUCCAGUGAGCUAAACGCCUAAAGUGUUGCAACUGGUUACACUUUAUGCUGCAACGGGAGCUGCCGCCGCUUGUGGCAAAUGAAACAUUUUGUUUAAGUGCAAAAUAAAUUCAAGUAAUGAGUUUGCAGCGUUUAUGCACUCGCAUUCUGUUUGCGCAGGCGAAACAUGUACCAGACAUUUUCAUAAACGUUCCUAACCAAAUGCACAAACGAGAAGAGGAAAAGCAGAGAAAAUAGUAAGAGAAUCUUGCCAAGCUUACCAGAUUUGGUCUUUAAGUUUGCCUUUUGUCGCUUUAAGAAAAACUUGUCCAAGAACACGCAAUAAGG